This is a messenger RNA of Chiroxiphia lanceolata (lance-tailed manakin), 649 nucleotides long. Its product is annotated as zinc finger protein 154-like. Gene Ontology annotation, molecular function: DNA-binding transcription factor activity; RNA polymerase II cis-regulatory region sequence-specific DNA binding. Bases 33 to 551 code for a protein of 172 amino acids. Gene Ontology annotation, biological process: regulation of transcription by RNA polymerase II. The transcript has a single exon. NCBI's taxonomy places the organism in Eukaryota, Metazoa, Chordata, Aves, Passeriformes, Pipridae. The record is from RefSeq and is a predicted model, not a curated record.
UCAAGGACAGCUCCAGCCUGAGCCAACACCAGAUGAUCCACACUGGGGAACAGCCCUACACUUGUGGGGAAUGUGGGAAGAGCUUCAGGAAGAGCUCUCACCUGAUCCAACACAAGCACAUCCACACUGGGGAACGGCCCUACACGUGUGGGGAAUGUGGGAAGAGCUUCAACUGCAGCUCCAACCUCCUCAGUCACCAGCACAUCCACAGUGGGGGACGACCAUAUGAGUGUGUGGAAUGUGGGAAGAGCUUCAACUGCAAAUCCACCCUGAUCCGACACAAGCACGUCCACACUGGGGAACGGCCCUACAAGUGCUUGGAAUGUGGGAAGAGGUUUCCGACCAGCGGGAAUCUCCUGAAGCACCAGCGGACGCACACGGAUGAGAGGCCCUUCCGCUGCACCGACUGCGGGAAGGGCUUCAACCAGAACGGCAACCUCGUCAGGCACCGGCGCAUCCACACUGGGGAGAGGCCCUACAAGUGUGGGGAAUGUGGGAAGAGCUUCCCCCAGAGUUCUAACUUGACCAAACACCAACGGACCCACCAGUAAGGGAAGCCCUACGAGUGCCUUGACUGCAGGAAGAGUUUUGGCUGCUACUUCCACCCCGAAUGAACCCCCUGAUGGUGAGGCAGCUCCUGGAGUCCAGU